AUGGCGAAAGCUUCCCAUACAUUGCAAAAAGGUGCUGUCGUCCAGCACACUGCCAAAGCCCAUAACCUGAAAGGUCAACUGCCUGAAGGGAGCAUGGAAUCUUUGGCAACAACCAUUCGUUUCGUCACGUUGAACUGCCGAACACUAUCGAGUGAACUCCAACAAGCCGGUCUAUCCAGACUUCUGCGAUAUCUCUGUGUGCCUUUUGCUGCACUGCCGGAAACACGCAUGAGGGAUCGGCCCGUCAUCAGCGUCGAAAAUUACACCAUAUACUGCGGCGAUGCUGAUGAGAACAAAGUAGGUGGCUGCGCGAUAGCUGUGAGGAACGAUUACAAGAAGCUGGUGGAGGAAUUUGGCUCAACGUCGUCUAGAUGCGCCUUUCUACGACUGCGGGAUCGCAGAGGACGUAAACUCUGGAUCGUAGGUGCUCACGCACCUACGGAAACCGCUGAGAACAACAGUAAGGACGCCUUCUGUGAUGAACUCAAUGCGUUGAUGUCUAAAAUACCAAGCCAGCAGAUGGUCAUUGUCGGAAUCGACGCAAAUGCGAAGAUGGGACUCGAACAGCAAUCCGAUGUGCUAGGAAAAUGGUACUAUGCAGCGGAGCGCACGUCGGACAACGGUGACCGUCUGGUCGACUUGUGCGAACAGACGGGCCUCAUCAUCGCUUUCACGUUUAAGAGGAAUCAUCGACGCCAUCAGCUCACGUGGCAGGGGUCAACCCUUUUAACGCCUGAAUAG
Messenger RNA from Necator americanus (New World hookworm), 741 nucleotides. RefSeq lists its product as uncharacterized. Lineage: Eukaryota; Metazoa; Nematoda; Chromadorea; Rhabditida; Ancylostomatidae. The record is from RefSeq and is a predicted model, not a curated record. The transcript has a single exon. Bases 1 to 741 code for a protein of 246 amino acids.